This is a messenger RNA of Cornus florida, 1814 nucleotides long. RefSeq names its product protein DETOXIFICATION 29-like. The record is from RefSeq and is a predicted model, not a curated record. Gene Ontology annotation, cellular component: vacuolar membrane. Gene Ontology annotation, molecular function: antiporter activity; xenobiotic transmembrane transporter activity. Gene Ontology annotation, biological process: xenobiotic detoxification by transmembrane export across the plasma membrane. The coding region runs from base 37 to 1581 and encodes 514 amino acids. The transcript is spliced from 8 exons. Lineage: Eukaryota; Viridiplantae; Streptophyta; Magnoliopsida; Cornales; Cornaceae.
UCCCUCCCUUUGCAAACGCCUAGUACGAAAAUCUCUAUGCCAUAUAUGGAAAAUAAUGAGCAUGAACCACUCCUCUCCACUAGUAGAGAUUAUGACCAUAAUCCACUACCUUCGUCCUUGCCUGAUGAUGAUGAGAACGACAUAGGUCCAGCCAAUGGAAUCCGGGACAUCUUUAGAGAAUUCUUUGUUGAGUCAAAGAAGCUCUGGCGGCUGGCGGCUCCGGCUAUCGUCACCUCCAUUUGUCAAUAUUCCAUGUGCGCUAUCACUCAAGUUUUUGCCGGCCAUCUUGGAACCAUCGAUCUUGCUGCCCUUUCCGUUGAAAACUCUGUCAUUGCUGCAAUCGGUUAUGGCAUCAUGUGGGGCUUGGGGAGUGCACUGGAGACCCUUUGUGGGCUAGCAUUCGGAGCUGGCCAGAUUGAUAUGCUAGGGACAUACAUGCAAAGAUCAUGGGUUAUUCUCAACACUGCUGCAUUAGCACUUGUGUCUCUCUAUAUAUUUGCAACCCAAUUCUUGAAACUAAUCGGGCAGACUGCCGAGAUAUCUGACGCUGCAGGGACGUUCGCCGUAUGGAUGAUUCCGCAGCUAUUUGCUUAUGCCAUGACCUUCCCACAAGCGAAGUUUCUACAGGCACAGAGGAAGUUCGUGGCCAUGGCCGUGAUCGCGGUGGCGGCCUUAUUUUUGCAUACUUUCUUUAGCUGGCUGUUGAUGCUGAAGCUGGGGUGGGGACUGGCGGGUGCAGCAAUUGUGCUGAACACGUCAUGGUGGUUCAUUGUGGUGGCUCAGCUGGUCUAUAUUUUGAGUGGGACAUGCGGUGGAGCAUGGACAGGGUUCUCAAUGGAGGCCUUUAAAAAUCUAUGGGGGUUCAUUAGGUUGUCUCUCGCAUCAGGUGUUAUGCUAUGCUUAGAGACGUGGUAUUUUGCGAUCCCCGUUCUCUUGGCUGGAUAUUUAGACAAUGAAGAGGUUUCAGUGGAUGCCUCUUCUGUAUGCAACAACAUACUGGGCUGGACAAUUAUGGCAGCUAAUGGAUUUAAUGCAGCCAUAAGUGUAAGGGUGUCAAAUGAACUAGGCGCAGCUCACCCAAAAACUGCAAAAUUUACGGUUGCAGUGGUUGGAAUAACUUCGUUCCUAAUUGGAAUAUCCCUUGCGGCCAUUCUAUUCAUCACCCGAAACCAGUACCCAGCGUUGUUUUCAACCAGUACAGAGGUCGAACAGCUUGUAUAUGAACUCACACCAGUGUUAGGAACGUGCAUCGCCAUUACCAGUGUUCAGCUUGCUCUCUCUGGGGUGGCCAUUGGAGCAGGGUGGCAAGCUUUGGUUGCAUGUGUGAACAUUGGUUGCUACUAUAUGUUUGGUCUUCCUUUGAGUCUCCUUAUGGGUUUCACUCUUAACAUGGGUGUAAAGGGAAUCUGGUAUGGAAUGCUUUCCGGAUUUAUGGCACAAACAUGUGCCAUGUUAUGGAUAAUUUAUACCACAAACUGGAAUAAAGAGGCUUCCAUUGCCGGAGACAAAAUUAUACAAUGGGGAGGAGAUAUAGAUGCUGCUGACAAGAACGAGUAUGAACAAAACGGUCUGAUGGCAUAGACCGCCAUGGAACAAGUGAAGAAGGAUCGAUCAUGGCAACAUUCAAUAACAAAUUUAAACGAAACUUCGCACCUACCCUUAUAUUCCAAUUCUAUGAAGUCAUAAUUAUGCUGGAUAUCAUGAGCAUCUAGAGAAGUAAGAUGUCCUACAUAGUUCCCAAAGCAUUAGAUAGAGCGUAGAAAGGACAUAUAGAUGAUUGCACUGCCUCGUUCCACGGACAACUUAUUCUAGAA